Molecule: messenger RNA, 741 nt
Organism: Drosophila elegans
Lineage: Eukaryota; Metazoa; Arthropoda; Insecta; Diptera; Drosophilidae
Product: collectin-11-like
Exons: 2
Coding region: 48-659 (203 amino acids)
Source: RefSeq, a predicted model, not a curated record
UCUCAUUUUGUUCGGGUCUACCACUUCGAAAAUAAAAGAAUAUAGAAAUGUUUAAAUUGGCAGCAGUUCUGUUCUUCUUGUUAGCUGCUGUUCAUGGAUCAAACUUGGCCGAGCACCAGCACAAAGCUAUUGAAGCCGAAAAUGAAUGGAAGUCGUCCCUGGAGUUAAGGUAUCAAAAUCUUCAAAAUAGUAUGGAAAGGCAAUUCUCAGACAUUAAGGAAAUACUAAGAAGCAUUAAGGCUUCAAUAAUAACUAAUAACGCGCCUAUGGUAAAAUGCAUCCCACCAAACUUUGAGCUAAUAGGCGAUAGGUACUUUUACAUCGAAGAAAAAGAAACCAAUUGGUAUGAUGCCCAAAUCAAAUGUAAAAGAAAUGGCGGGUUUCUGGCAUCCAUCAAAAAUGGACAAGAGCUCAGUGCACUAAGUGCGAAGCUCGAUAGAGGUGCCAGGUACUGGCUGGGCAUCAACGAUCGGGCGAGAAAGGGUGAUUUUUUGUCUGCUACCUCCGGCAAGAAUAAUUCCUUUCUGAAAUGGAGCCCGGGGGAACCUGACUCCUGGAACGAUCGUAUGCACUGCGUUGGAUUGAAAAACGGUCUCAUGGCGAUGCACCUGUGCGAAAAUGAGAGACAUCCAAUUUGUCAGGCAGAUAACGAAAUUUGAUAACAUAAAUCGAAAAAUGAAGCAAACAAAACAAAUACUUUUAAUAUAGACCGACCAGGUUAAAAUGUGGAUUGUUUUUUAA